GUAGGGUUUAGUGUUAAGUCAUUGCGUUUCAUUGCGUUUCCUGCUCCUCUCUCCUUGAGAUUCAUUCAGAGAUGGCAUCGCUGUGCAGAUCAGCGCUCAUGAGUGGUUCCAGAAACUUAGUAUCCAGAUCAAGAACCGUAACUCAGAAGUAUCUCAAUCUUAAACCAACAACGACGACUUCAGCUCCUUUUGGUUCAGUCUCCCAAUCCAUCCCUCGCGCUUCAAGGGUUCUGUCUGCUUUGGGAAGCGUUGAAACGAUGAUUCCGCUUCACAGUGCUGUUGCUUCAGCUCGGCUCCGGUCAAGUAUCGCUUCUGAUUCCUCUUGUUGGAGCAUGCUCUCCGAGGGAUUUGCCACGCCUUUGUGACCCCGGUCUGCUGGAUUCUGUAUAAGGCGAAAAAAUAAUCAAAAUUAUUAGGACUUGCUUUCAGACAUAUGAAUGAACAAGGAUACUACUUUUCCCUGGUUUGAACUCUUUCGUUCAUGUAUUGUUAUAGUUCAGAAGAAAUGUUUGCUUCAGAGUUUUACUUAUCUUUCUGUUGCUAUUUGUAUUCACACAUUUUGGGGCUUUUCCUGCGUUGGAACUCAGUUUGUCCUCUCUUCUCUUCGUGUGUCAAGCUCAGUAUUCACCAAAUCACAAUGCACAAGCUGCUUUUAGACUACUUACUACUUGAUGUUAAGUUAUAGGGCCGGUUUGGUCCGGUUUAGGACCACUAAUCAUCAUUUUGUAAGCAUUAUAAAUUAGACAUCGUUAUUGUAUUCUAAUGAACAUAAACAAACUUAAAACCGCC
This is a messenger RNA of Eruca vesicaria subsp. sativa (arugula), 789 nucleotides long. The record is from the annotation of a GenBank genome assembly. Lineage: Eukaryota; Viridiplantae; Streptophyta; Magnoliopsida; Brassicales; Brassicaceae.